GCAUUGUCACUCCCACCACAAACCCUAAUUAGGGUUUAUCCAAGAAACAGGGGACAAUGUCUCUCAGCUCCAUUUUCGACGAGGGGAUUCUCAAGGCGGAGCUCCAGCGCCAUGGCAUCAAGCCGCUACACGUCUACACCAUCUGGAGGCAUGUCAUGGAUCACCCAAACGCGGCGUUGCACCAGGUACCGGGGCUGCCUGGCGCGCUCUAUCCACUGCUGCGUACUCGAUUUAAGGCGCUCACGUCCACAUUGGCCGCUCACUCCACCUCCGCGAACGGCACUACCACCAAGCUCCUCCUCCAGCUCCAAAGUGGCCAAUCUGUGGAGACAGUGAUCAUGCGGCAUCACGGUGGAGCUGGGAAGUACGCCGGGGGCCCGAGACCUGGAUCCGAUCGUGCGACGCUCUGCGUCUCGUCUCAAGUGGGCUGCAAGAUGGGCUGUAGCUUCUGCGCGACUGGGACGAUGGGCUUCGUGGCCAACCUGACCGCGGGAGAGAUUGUGGAGCAGUAUGUUCACGCAUCAAGGAUGAGCCCCAUCAGGAACAUUGUUUUCAUGGGGAUGGGAGAGCCUCUUAACAACUAUAACUCGGUGGUGCAAGCCGUACAAACACUCACUGGACGCUGCUUUGGCCUGUCGCCAAGUCGUAUCACCAUCUCCACUGUGGGAAUUGUGCCUCGGAUACUCUCGGUAGCAGGCGAUCUCCCUGGCGUCAACCUGGCGCUCUCACUCCACGCUCCCACUCAAGCACUGCGCUGCCAGAUCGUACCAGCCUCCCGGGCCUUCACGCUUGACAAGCUCAUGGCCGCCGUGGAUGCGUAUCAAGCAUCAAGCAAUCGCACGCUCUUCAUCGAGUACGUGAUGUUGCAAGAUGUCAACGAUUCCUCUCAAGACGCUCGUCAGCUCGGGUGCCUGCUGCGAGACCGUAAAGUCGUGCUCAAUCUCAUCCCUUACAACCACACUUUUGUGGUUGGCGACUACAGGGCGACUCCGGCGGAUCGCGUGCACCACUUCCAGAAGAUCGUCCGAGAAGAGUUUGGGAUCCGCACGACCGUCCGCCAGGAAAUGGGACAGGACAUCGAUGGAGCUUGCGGGCAGCUCGCUCUCAAGAAACUCGAAGCUUCACCAGAUAUGGAGGACAUCUUCCUCGAUCUCCAAAGGAGAGAAGAGAGUCGGAGAUAGAACCAAAAAUCUCUCUUUUUUAUUUUGGCUACGUGAAAGAAGAACAAACGCAUCAGGCUUCUCGA
Selaginella moellendorffii is the source of this 1246-nucleotide messenger RNA. Its product is annotated as probable dual-specificity RNA methyltransferase RlmN. The coding region runs from base 57 to 1181 and encodes 374 amino acids. NCBI's taxonomy places the organism in Eukaryota, Viridiplantae, Streptophyta, Lycopodiopsida, Selaginellales, Selaginellaceae. The transcript is spliced from 8 exons. Gene Ontology annotation, biological process: rRNA base methylation; tRNA methylation. The record is from RefSeq and is a predicted model, not a curated record. Gene Ontology annotation, molecular function: RNA methyltransferase activity; iron-sulfur cluster binding.